CCCUUACGGAAAUUUACUGGCUCCCGCAGCCUGCUGCCGCAGCGCUGCCGCAGCCUGCUGCCGCAGCGCUCUCACAGCCUGCUGCCGCAGCGCUCUCGCAGCCUGCUGCCGCAGCGCUCCCGCAGCAUGCUGCCGCAGCGCUGCGGCAGCACAUUGGAAUUUAUCAUGCAAAUUAGGCUGCCGCAGCGCUGCCGCAGCCUGCUGCCGCAGCGCUCCCGCAGCAUGCAAAUUAGGCUGCUGCAGUGCUGCCGCAGCCUGCUGCCGCAGCGCUCCCGCAGCAUGCAAAUUAGGCUGCCGCAGCGCUGCCGCAGCAUGCUGCGAGAAGGCUGCAGUUAACCGCAGCACUGUCGGAGCCAUUUCACUCUGGGACUUGAGCUGCGGUUAACUGCAGCAAUUGCAGAGAAGGCUACCAUUGGCCUGAGGUUUU
This is a messenger RNA of Owenia fusiformis, 427 nucleotides long. Lineage: Eukaryota; Metazoa; Annelida; Polychaeta; Sabellida; Oweniidae. The record is from the annotation of a GenBank genome assembly.